AUGUACGCGAAGAUUGAAAGCGAACGACUACGAUACUUACCAUAUAAUCAACUAAGGCUGCGCGCGGAAGAGUACAAUCAUUUGCGAGACGCUAUCAACAACAACGCCGUCGUCGCCGAAAUUGAUUUUACCAAUGAUACGGUCACAAAUGUCGACGGAUACCCAAUAUAUCGUCGAAGAAAUCCUGAUAAUGGCGGACAAUCAUUUAUUAAAAAUAUCAUCAACACAGACAUUGAUAUUGACAAUCGUUGGGUGGUGCCAUAUUCGCCUCUGCUGAGCAAGACAUAUAAUGCUCAUACUAAUGUUGAGUUCUGCAGUUCUGUGAAGAGCAUCAAAUACAUUUGCAAGUAUGUCCAUAAAGGCAGUGAUAUGGCUGUGUUUAGAGUGGAAAAUACUAAUGUGAAUGCUCCUCCAGUGAAUAAAAACGAUGAAAUAACGCUCUACCAAAUUGGUCGGUACAUCAGCUCCAAUGAAGCUGCUUGGCGUAUUUUUGGUUUUCCAAUUCAUGAACGGGAUCCAGCAGUUGUUCAGUUAGCCGUCCAUCUUGAAAACGGUCAGCGUACUCAAACAAAAACAUGGAUGCCCCGCAAGCAAGGCUCACCAGUUGCUGCAUGUCUCAGUUUAUUUAAAUCAAACGCCUUGGGGCGAUUAUUUACAGUCAAUCCAAGACACACUGAGUGCUUUUAUCUUCGACUGUUGUUUGUUAAUGUUACUGGCCCAUUAUCAUUUCAAGAUAUACGUAAAGUGAAUGGGCAACACUAUCCAACGUAUAAAGAUGCAUGCCUUGAACUCGGCUUGCUGGAAGGCGACAACCAGUGGGAAUGCAUGCGUGCUGAAGCUGCAUUGAACUGUACAGCAAUACAAAUUUGUCUACUAUUCGCUAUAGUGUUGACUACAUGUUUCCCAGCCCGAGCACAGAUAUUAUGGGAUAAUCAUAAAGAUUCAAUGACUGAUGAUAUAUUGCAUCAACAUCGUAUACGGUGCCACGAUCUAACGAUAACAUUCAGCGACGCAAUGUACAAUGAAGCAUUGAUUGCUAUUGAGGAUCUUUGCAUUGUCAUUACCAACUUACCACUUAGUAAUUUCGGUAUGAAUUCGCCAAAUCGAACUGCAUCUGAUUUAAUGAAUACUGAAAUGAAUCGUGAACUGCAGUACAGUACUGUAGAAAUGGCAGCGAUUGUUGCCCGCAAUGUCCCACUAAUGAAUGAGGAACAAAGAACCAUUUAUGAUUGCAUCAUGCUCGCAGUUUCAGCUGGACAAGGUGGGUUCUUCUUUUUGAAUGCACCGGGUGGAACUGGCAAAACAUUCGUUAUUUCGCUAAUUCUUGCUGAAAUAUUAUCAAAUAAUCGCAUCGCAUUGGCCGUUGCAUCAUCGGGCAUUGGAGCAACUUUAUUGGAUGGAGGUAGAACAUCUCAUUCAGUAUUUAAGCUGCCACUAAAUAUUCAGAAUAACCCUGACGCAGUAUGCAACAUUAAGAAACAAUCGUCCAUGGCCACUGUGCUGAAACGGUGUAAAAUUAUUAUCUGGGAUGAAUGUACUAUGGCACACAAACAUUUGCUUGAGGCGUUGAACAGGACAUUGAAAGAUAUUAAAAACAACGACAAACUAUUUGGCGGAACUCUGUUGGUCCUUUCAGGUGAUUUCAGACAAACACUUCCAGUCAUUCCACGUUCAACAUACGCUGAUGAGAUCAACGCUUGCUUAAAAUCAUCUCCAUUGUGGCGUAAUGUUGAAAAAUUACAGCUAAAAGUAAAUAUGCGCGUUCAAAUGCUUCAAGAUCCAUCCGCUGAAAAAUUUUCAAAACAACUCUUAGAUAUCGGUGAUGGAAAAGUUGCUAUAGAUGAAACUGGAUACGUAAAAUUACCGACCGAUUUCUGCACAAUCGCUGAUUCGCAAGAUACUCUCAUUGAACAAAUAUUUCCCGAUGUACACACACAGUACAUAAAUCAUGAGUGGCUUGCGGAAAGAGCAAUUUUAGCGGCAUAA
Messenger RNA from Aethina tumida (small hive beetle), 1986 nucleotides. RefSeq lists its product as uncharacterized. Gene Ontology annotation, molecular function: DNA helicase activity. Gene Ontology annotation, biological process: DNA repair; telomere maintenance. The transcript is spliced from 3 exons. The record is from RefSeq and is a predicted model, not a curated record. NCBI's taxonomy places the organism in Eukaryota, Metazoa, Arthropoda, Insecta, Coleoptera, Nitidulidae. Bases 1 to 1986 code for a protein of 661 amino acids.